This is a messenger RNA of Planococcus citri (citrus mealybug), 7077 nucleotides long. RefSeq names its product nucleoprotein TPR-like. Bases 364 to 6726 code for a protein of 2120 amino acids. Lineage: Eukaryota; Metazoa; Arthropoda; Insecta; Hemiptera; Pseudococcidae. The transcript is spliced from 11 exons. The record is from RefSeq and is a predicted model, not a curated record.
GUUCAAUUUUUUCAGAGGAUUUUCUUUUUUCCGAUUUUUGCAGUACGGAAAAUGAAUAUUAUGGUAUUUAAAUGAAAAUGUAAAUAAUAUCUGUAAUUUUUACGUUAUUUUGGUGAAGUUCUAUACUCAUAACUCACACUUGUACGAUACGCUUUAUCGGAUGCACCUCGGUAACCUGAUGAUCCAUUAGCUUUUAAUUUGUUGUCGUGUACAUAAAUUUAUUGAUAGGAAGCUUCGACGAAAGAUUGCUCGUGUAUAUGAUGUAAAAUUGAAGAGAAAUAAUCCCGAAUGAGUACUUCUUAGUGAUCGAAUCAUACCAUCAACAAUCCAUCGACGUUGGAUCGCUUCGAAUUAUAAAUAAAAAUGGAAACAGAAGACGAAUCUGACUUCGUGAGGCCAGAAAUCGAUAAUAAUCUAGUGAUCAGCAGUCCAUCCCCGAAUGCGGAAUUUUGUCUGGUGUUCGACGAUGACGUAGAAGAGCGUUCGGAGCAAUCUUCUAGAGAAUUGAGCACCACCAGUACUUCCAUCGAACCAACAACUAGUAAGACUGAUUCAGAUCUAGAUGCAAUCAAAAGAAAAGCAGAUGAAAUUGCCAGUAAUUUGCAAAAAUUUCGCACCGGUAAGAGUACUGGUACUUCGCAAGAUUACGUACCACCUGAAGAAUUCAAACGCUAUCACGAAACGUCAUUAUUUGUGGCCCAGAAGUUGAAGGAAGACAGACAAUUAUUUGAAGAGUCUAAACAGAGGAGUGAAGCCGUUCGUAGUAAACGUUCUCAUAAAGACAUAUCAAAAUUACCUCCAGAGGAACAUGCCAACUUCGACGAAAUUCGAUCCCUGAAGCAGAAAAUAGCUAAAUUAGAAUCAACAGUAGAUUAUUUACAAGAUGCGUUAGAUGCCAAAGAUCGCGUUAUUUCUGAAAAAGAAGAAUCCAUCAAGAGUCUCAGUGAAUCCGUUUCGAACGAAUAUGCCGCUAGACUGAACCUUUUAGAGCAAUCUCAAGAGGAAAUUGAACGCAUAAAGAGCGAACACUUGAAGUCUAUCGAACGCAUCAAUAAUUCCAAACAAGAAUAUUGUAAUCAAUUACAAAUCGUUCGUCAAAAGUAUUUACACGUUGAAAAUGAAUUUAAAUCUUUGGAUUUUACUAGAACCAAAUUACUUAAUAAAAAUAUCAGAUUGGAAGAAAAAAUGGCAAAUUUAGAAAAUGAGCUUGAUAAUUUACGAAUCCACCAAGAGAAUCAACCACCUGUGCCCGAUUUAAACAAUUAUCUUCCCAGAGAAUUAUUACAAGAUAAACUCCAGAGCGUCGAAUUGGUUUUAAAUGAAUUUUACUCGUAUAUUUUGGAUAAUGCCGGAUCGAAUAGUGAAUUACUCGACGACGACGUUCCUUACGAAAACUACGAUAUCCUGAAAACGUUGGAAAAAACUGGAGAUAAAUUAGAGUCGAUGUUCUACUUGAUAAAAGAUAAAUUUGCCAACGUUUGCGAUCUCGAAACAUCACUUUCUCAAGCAAACGCUCGAAUCGUUGAAUUACAACAUGUUGUUGAUGAAAAUAAGCAACAAGAGACUAAAUUGAAGAAAUUGUUGGCUUCCUUGAAAGCUAAAGUACAAUCUGAAUCGAACUCUUGUAAAGAUUUAACCGAAGAACUGUCCAAAUCGAAGGAACGAAUCCAUCAAUUAGAACACGAACUUAGCUCGAGGAGUUCUUCCGAAGACGAAUGGAAAAUGAAGUACAUAGAAUUGGAGAAACUCAACGAAAGCAUUUCGUAUCAAUUGAACGAAAUGCGCGAAAAAGUCGAAGCAGUGGAAUUCGUCGAGGUCUCGUCUCAAGCCAAAGAGAACUCGCAAAUCGACUCCUUGAAAUGCGAAUUAGCUCGUCUGCACGAAGAAAACACUGAAAUAUCGAUGCUGCUGGAAAUGAAAACGAGAGAAUACGAAGUGCUAAUGGUCGAAUGCGAAACUCUGCGUAAAGCUCAAGAAGACGGUAGCUCGAGCGAUAAAACCGAAAACGAUUUUGUCGUUUUGCAGAAAAAAGAUGCAGAAUCUGCCGAAGAAGAUUGGAAAGAAAAAUACCACAAAUUAUGCGAAGAUCACGAUAAACUUACGCAAACCGUUAGAACCAUGUCUGAGAAGGCCAUCGAAUGGGGUAAUGAAAAACUCAACUCGCAGAAUUAUCAACAAGAAAAUCAACAUCUUCAGAAUCAGUAUCAAACGUUGCUCGAUCAAUUGGAUGCUGCUAAUCGUGAAAUUUCCGAUUUGUCCGAGUACAGGAAUAGAGCAGCUAAAGAAAUCGAAUCGUUGAAUACGAAACUGGACUCAUUAGAGUCUCAGCUCAUUGCCAACGAGGAUAUAAUCCGUGAUCAAACUUCCGAUUACGAUUUAAUUCUCGGUAAAUUACAAGCAGCCGAGGAGCAUAAUAAGAAAUUGCAGAACGAGAUUGCGAACUUGGCGAGUAAAUCGGCCCAAUCAUCUCAGCCAAUUGAAGAUGCUGAAUUGGGUCGAUUGAAAUCCGUCGUAGCUUCGUUAGAAAAUGAAAAAGCCAAACUAGUGGAAGAAUGCGAUAAAUUUAAAAGUAAAUACCAAAGAUUACAAAUUUAUUGCAAAGCUAAUAUCAAGAAAGGUGAUAAAUCUUCCGAUGGGAAUACCGAAGUUGAAAAAUUAAAACUCGAAUGCAAAGAAUUGAAAAAACGACUCGAGGAAACCGCCGGCAAACUUCAGUCUGAUAAUAACGACGAGCUAGAGAAAUUGAACGCCGAAAAUCAAGCUCUUCAAGAAUUCUGUAACGAAACUAGACAACGCAUCGAAUCACUAAAACAAGAAAAUUCUCAUCUGUUGUCUUUCAAACAAGCUCACGAUGAUCUUCUGGCCGCCAAUCAACGUCUUCGCGAGGCAUUGCAACAAUCUCAGCAAAUCGGAGACGACGAGAACGAGCAAGAGAAUCUUAGGCAGCAAAACCAGGUUCUCAACGAACGUUUUCUCGAAAUAUCUCGUGAACUCGAGCAACUUCAACAAGGAACGCUCGAUCAAGGAUACGAAUUGGAUACACUUCGAGAAGAGAAUCACGCUCAGAAAUCGCGUCUAGAAAAACUAGAGCAGCUUUGCCUCGAUAAAGGCUGCCAAUUGGACGUACUCCGAGAAGAAAAUCAAGUUCAAAAAAUUCAAAUCGAAGAUUUAUCUCAAGACAGCUCCGAGCUAGAUCUGGUACGAGAGCAAUUCCAAGCUCAGAAAUUACAAAUCGAAGCCUUAUCUCAAAGUAGUUCCGAACUGGAUGUGCUACGAGAACAAUGCCAAGCUCAGCAAUCGCGAAUCGAGGCUUUAUCGAAAGAUAUUUCGGAACUGGAAGCGCUGCGAGAAGAAAACCAAGUCCAGAAAUCACAAAUCGAGUCCCUCCAAUCGCAUCUAGGUCAAUCUCCGCAACUGGAGAAUGUUCGUCGAGAACUCGAAUGGUACAAGCAAGAAUAUCAAAGUCAGAGCGAAUAUAUACAGGAAAUUGGCCAUCGUUUAGCCGCUUUAAAUAAAGAAAACGAUGAAUUGAAACAAAUGAAAUCAGCCAUCGACCAACAGUUCUCGAGUCUGUGCGAAGAUUCGCGAGCUCUACGCGAUCAAGUCGAUCGUAUGAAGAACGAAAACCAGUCUUUAGAUCAAAGUAAUCAACAGCUGAAAGAAUUCUGCGAUAAAGCUCGUCAACAAAUAACCAUGCUCAGUGAAACUAGCCAAAAUUACAAGAUCGAGGUGGAUUCUCUCAAAGAACGGUGCUCCGAAUUGGAAACGAUAAAUCAAAAUUUAAACGCCGAUACCUCCAGUUCCGAUGAAUUAGAACGACUCAAAAGUGAAAACGAAUUGCUGGUUGCUACGAACGAGCAACUAAUGGAAUUCUGCAACAACGCCAAAGCUAAAAUAGCCGAGCUCGAGAAAGUGAAAAGAAUGUGCGACGAACUACAAGAAACCGUCGACAAAUUACGCGAGAAUUACGAAACCGAAUUGGCUGAUUUACGAAAUCAGCUGCUGAACGAUGAUCAAGAAGGCGCCGAAAACGAGGAAAGACUUGCGUUAGAGACUGAACUUGCUCUGGCGUCUGAUAAAAUCGCCGGAUACGAAGAACAGCUUGUUAUAACGCGCGAUGAACUGAUUCGAGUGAAAAACGACUUACACCAGAUCCGUAGUCAAGUCCGAACAUCGCAGGAUCAAGCUGUUGUUUUGAUAGCUGAGUGUUCGGCUCAAGUUGCACCCAUUUCCGAAGCUCUGGCUCAGUUGAAACUGGAAAAUGAGCAGCUGAAAGAACAGAGCCAGAAAUACAAUCAAAAUGCAUCGUCUGAUCGAGCUCCUCGUAUCUUCGAUCAUUUCCGUUCGAGCAGUCCGGACGCUUGCGAAAUCGCCGUGCAGUGUGACGAAUCGUUUGAGAGCUGCGUUCGUCAAAUGUAUCAGCAGGAUUUGAACGUGGAACGUGAAAAAUACAACGCAGCUUUGGCUUUGAUUGUAGCGAAAAUAAACGAUUUGCAAGAGUGCUGCGAUAAGGUUGAUAGGGAGUUCAAAGAGAAAGAAGGUAUCGUUCUUCACUACAAAGCGAAAAUAGAAGAAGAACGUAACCGAUACGAGGCGACAAUCGAUCAGCUGCGCCGAUCCAUCUCGGAAACUGCGGCAGUCGCUGUUCAAAAACAAGAAGCGGAAAUCCAACAGCAAAGUCAUAGCAAUAUGGAACGUUAUAAAGAAGUCGUAACCGAAGAACGGGCAAAAUACGAGCAAAUCAUUCAUGAAAUGCAGCAGAAUUUACAACAUUACAAAUCUCUGGUAGACGAAGAACGUACCAAAUACGAACGUAUCAUUCAUGAAAUGCAAGAAAACGCGAAUAAAUUGAGACAGGCUCGAGCAUCUGUCGAAGAAAGCCAUUUCCAACAACCUAAAAUGGACUUCUACGACGAUAACGCUGUGCACAGAGCUGCCGAUGAGGUCAAAGUAUUCGAUAUGUUCAAAGGUGGCACUGAAACGGUACAAGAAACAAUACCGAAUGUGAAAAAAUACUACGAUUAUUGCAAAGGUGUCAUCAAGAAAGAAAUAAAAGAUAUCCUGAAUCCGGAAGACGACGUUGUCGGUGAUUGGGCCUCAGAUCACGUUAUUAUCGACGACGAUACCACUUCAGCCGAAGACUCCCGUGCUACUCCGAUCACGAGUCGAUUCAUCGACGUCCUGGACGAUCUCGUCAGACGUUUUUCCAUCACCACUUUCGCCAGCGAUUACAAAUUUGACGAAACUAUCGAAGAAUUCUCUUUGGCUUUCAAACUAGCCGAAUUGUUCCAAGUUGUGGUCGCCUACUACGUAGAUUCUCCUCGAGCUGUGGAGAAUCCCUACGCAUUGGAAUUACUGAAGAAAUUCCGUGAUGUGGCUCAUCAAGUCGACGAUGGUAAAUCUCCGUCACCGGUCGAGGUAUUUGAACCUUCUUCGCAUGUUCCCCGAAUUGCAGAAGAAGUCGAUACGCAGCUACUUAUCACUGCCAAACGAUUAGAUUGCGAGAAUCGAUAUCUUUUACAAGCCAUCUCUCUAGUCGAGCAUUUAAUCGCCGAAUAUUGGAAUUUCGAUUCGCCUUGGAAUCUGCAAGGUUUAAUAUUCGAGUUACGUAGAAACAUAACCGAAGAUACCGGUAUACCUUAUUACGACCUGAGUGCCACCGAAGCAGAUCCGGAUUUCGGCCAAAAAGCUAUUAACGAGUUUGGCGAAGUGUUCAACGAUUGGAAAGAAAUGAUCGAAAAACAUACCGAAACACUAAGCGUACUUACCGAAGUCAAAGAAUCCGAUAAACCAGCCGCUUACGUCUUGGUCGACGUUUACAAAAGUCUAGAAACAGCUAAAAACAAACUGCACGAGUUGAUCUGCGAUCUACACUACGUUUACAGCGCGGAGAACUCGUCGAACGUUAAUCCGGUCGAAUUUUUUGAACAAAUCGAAGAUAUCAAUCAACACGUCGAGAAAUCCAUCAACGCCAUAAUCAGCGACGAAUCCAUCAAACAAGACGUAGCCAAUAUUACAGCAUCGUCGGCUGCGGCUGCUCAUUCUGAUCACGACCAUCACCAUCAUCAUUCGCAUUCGCACGAAGACUUGUACGACGAGUCUCAGAGUGAUGAUGCUACAUCCGAAGAGCAUCAUCAUCAUCAUCAUGAUCAUCAUGAUCACGCCCAUCACAGUCACGCGGCCACUGCGUCGACUGAUAAUACUUCCGCAGAAUUGAAAGCUUUGCUUACAGAAAGUAACAGGAAAAUCGAGCGUUUGGUUAAAGAACUAAGCGACGUGAAAAAUUCGGGAGAAUAUAACGAAAUGAAGCAGCUGCAUUCUAAGCUAGAUGAAACGCUGUAUCAAUUGCAUUUGAGGGAUGUUCAUUGCGUUGAACUGACCCAAGAAUUGACACAGCUCCUUUCUGAGAGAGACUCGUUGCAGAUAAAAUUAUCCACUAUUUUGAGAGAGAAUGAACAGCUCAGGGAAGCAGAACACCAGUCUCCUAGAUUAACAAGGAGCAUCCCGACUCAGUCAUCUAAUUUGGAAAAUAAACUAGAAGAAUUGCAACAAGUCAACUACAUGAAAGAUCCUCGAAUAUCCGAAGCUUCUAGGUUACAUCACGCUUCUCAAAUGCAACUAUUUAGCGAAGAUGCAGCCGAGUCGUCCUCUAAAAAUAAAGAAAACAAGGAAUCUGGCGGAUUCAGCCUGUUUAAAUGGAUCACUGGAGACACCGACGAUAAAUGAAAACAAUCCGGUAGCAUGUGAUAAUGUGAACUUCAAAAAUUAAUUACACGAUUUCAAUACCGCGAUGGCAAUGACGCGUGUGACAUUAAUGCCUACGAUGAUACUUCCAUUAGCGCAAUUCGGCAAUUUUUUAUGUUUAGCAUUCCGUUCGUUACCUUUGUAUUAGUAAUUUUGUCUUGGAAAUUGAAAAUACCUACGGAUGUAAGAGGGUUAUAUCGAAUAAGAAGAGUCAGGUGAAGGACUGGGUAUCGCUCCUUCGAUCGGUGCGAAUUGUCUUAAUACGAAUUUUAUAUUGUUUGCCAAUAUCUAUAUCUACCUACCUAUUUUCAAAGUAAAUAUUUAUUUGUUUUC